AUUUUAAUCCCGUGCUUUGUAGCUCAUUGCAUAUCCGAGCUGGUAAUAUCCAGUAACAACCAGCUAUCGUGUCCAAAUGGUCAACAUUUGCACCUGUCAACUCGCCCAGCUCAUUUUUUGCUGUUAAAUGCCGAUAAGAGAAGCAGGACACCAACUAGCACUGUCCAUGUCAGUCAACCCGAUUAUCAUAAUUACAGCACGGGCAGGACUGCAAAAACAGGGACAUGUCCGGGCAUAUUCCACAUGAACGGCCAGCUCAGCACUAAGGUGAAAUACAGAAUGGCCGAAAAUUGUUUAAGCAGUUCGCACAUAAAUACCGUUGACAAUGAGAAACUUGUACGACCCAAUGACAAACUGCACACCCUAUUACAAGAGGCAGGUGUAGAAAAAGAGAUUCUUACAAUGAAAGAGGUCAUAUUCUACCUGGGGCAGUACAUCAUGAAGAAGCAGCUUUACGACAAGAAACAGCAGCACAUAGUCCACUGUGCCCAUGAUGCACUGGGGGCUGUGCUUGGGGUGGACAGUUUCUCUGUCAAAGAGCCACAAGUGCUCUUCGCUAUGAUCACACAAAAUCUCACUGCAGUGAAAAAUCCAGAAUCCCAGUCAGGCUUUACUGAACCCAGAAGCCAAAUUGAAACAGAUAGAGGGCCUGAGGAGACUGACUCAGACUCUCGUUCAUCAUCUACCUCAGAACGUAGGAGGAGACGGAUCAGGAGUAGUAUCACAGAGGACACGUCGACGCAAGACGAGGACGAGUGCGAGCCCAGGAAGAGGACGAAGUCGGACAGCUUCUCCCUGACCUUCGACGAGAGCAUGUCCUGGUGCGUGAUCGGAGGCCUCAGACCGGAGCGGGGGAGCAGCGAGUCUUCAGACUCCCACAGCAACACUGAAGUAGGUUCCUUAGUCAGUGAUGCGUGUGAGGAUGGUCUGAUCCAAGACAUGGACUCUGACUGUGAUAACUUCAGUGUGGAAUUUGAGGUGGAGUCCAUCGACUCGGACACCUACAGUGACAACGAAGAGGCGUCUGUGUCUGGAGAAGAUGAGGUGUAUGAAGUCACCAUCUUUGAGGCCGAGGAGGAGGACUCGUUCGAUGAGGACACUGAAAUCACAGAGGCAGACUACUGGAAGUGCUCCAAGUGUGAGGAACUGAACCCUCCUCUCCCCCGCAACUGCAACCGCUGUUGGACACUACGAACAGACUGGUUCCCGGACAAUGACACCAGCAACGCCGCCUCAACCAUAGCCCCGAACCUCAAACCGCUGCCGCCCAAGCCCUGCCCCUCCCCUGCCCCAAUAGAGACGGAUGAAGCGGAGGGCCUGGAUGUGCCCGACGGUAAAAGAGCCAGGUCGCCCCUUUCCCUUCUCAAAGACUCCCAGGACUCGCCGUCCGUCACCGGGCCAGACUCCCAGGACUCGGCCUGCUCCUCCCAGCCCUCGACUUCGUCGUCCGGCUCCAGUGGUAUCAGCUCGGGCACCUGCAGCGCCCCCUCUGGUCACGAGGAGAGAGCCCCGGACCUGGAGCGCUUCAACAGCCUGGAGGCCCAUCUCCCCAUCAGCUGCCUGGAUCCCUGCGUCAUCUGUCAGACCAGGCCCAAGAACGGCUGCAUCGUGCACGGCCGAACGGGACACCUCAUGGCCUGCUACACCUGCGCCAAGAAGCUCAAGAAGAGGAACAAGCUGUGUCCGGUCUGUAGGGAGCCCAUCCAGUCUGUGGUGUUGAUGUAUUUCAGCUGAGGCUGGCCACCAGGUAGGCCUGUUCCCCAAAUGAUGUCCUCUUCCCCAUCUAGUGCACUUGCUUUUGUGUAAGUUGUGCUCUAAAUUGGGAGUUGGGUGCUAUUUUGGGAUGCGCCUAUAGCCUUGCGCUUCAAAGUAAAUAUACAAGGAAGGAAUAAAUUGUAAAUAUUUAUUUGAAAUUGGUUUUAUUUAUUAACAUUCUACUUCAUUAACAUUCAAAUUGAGUGUCUCAAAUCCAAACAAAGUUCUUAGAAUUGCAAAAAUGGUGUAACUGAUUCAUUGUGUGAAAUGCAUAUAUUUCUGAUCUAGUGGUGGCAACAGCUUAAAUCGUAGCAAUCGUAUGUUUACUCUUCUGUUCUGAUCGAACGAGGUAUCUACAGAAUGUAUACUGAACAGUAAAUUUCAUUUUCACCAAGGCCUUUUCUAUGUUCUGCGUUAGGGUGCACUGGGCCUGUGUGGAUAGCUAUCAAUAUAAACACGUGUUGUUUGUGGACAAGUUGUUUGUGGACACAUUUGUCACCAAGGGAUUAAGCAAGCAGGUUGUUGCUAAGGGGACUUUUAUUCAUGAAAUCUCAGGAAACAUGCCUCAACAUGUCCCCCCCCCCCCCCCCCC
Esox lucius (northern pike) is the source of this 2347-nucleotide messenger RNA. RefSeq names its product MDM2 proto-oncogene (gene mdm2). The coding region runs from base 244 to 1734 and encodes 496 amino acids. Gene Ontology annotation, cellular component: nucleus. The transcript is spliced from 11 exons. The record is from RefSeq and is a predicted model, not a curated record. Lineage: Eukaryota; Metazoa; Chordata; Actinopteri; Esociformes; Esocidae. Gene Ontology annotation, biological process: regulation of cell cycle; negative regulation of apoptotic process. Gene Ontology annotation, molecular function: identical protein binding; ubiquitin protein ligase activity.